Colletotrichum paranaense is the source of this 1152-nucleotide messenger RNA. RefSeq lists its product as uncharacterized. The coding region runs from base 1 to 1152 and encodes 383 amino acids. NCBI's taxonomy places the organism in Eukaryota, Fungi, Ascomycota, Sordariomycetes, Glomerellales, Glomerellaceae. The transcript is spliced from 4 exons. The record is from RefSeq and is a predicted model, not a curated record.
AUGUCCCCGGCAUAUGUGAUCGACCUCCAUAAUGAUUACAAUCAGCCAGGAGAUCAUAUCGCAGUCUGGACUUUCUCUAAAUCGUGUCUUGACAGUCCAGUUGGCGAUGAGCAAGAUUUGCUAGGAGUCAAGGUGGACGUUUGGCUUUCCGCUUGUCAAAGAAAUCGUACACUUACUAUCAAGAUCAAGAACGACACCGAUCAUACCUACCGCUCAUUUUCCCGGAGUCACUAUUCCCGAAAUCUUACUAAACUGAACGUACCAAAAGACCUGAUUCACGGCUCAUCAAUGAUGGAUCAGUCCUCCAUGAUUGCCCAUGCUGGAUCACUUGGAAAUGGAAUUAGCGGAACCAGCGGGAGCUAUUACGCGUCUCUUACUUCGCAGUUCCUCAUCGGCAUCUUCAACCAAGCCAUCCAUGAGGACUUGAAUCUCGAGAACAUUGCGAGGGAAACCAGAGCCUGCAAAAUGGACUUUGGAUUCUGUACCUCGGUCAGCGGUCCUACGGCUAGCAUCCAUGUCGAUGUUGAUGGGAAACCUACAGCGACGUACAACACCACCCAGGCUGACAUUGUAGACUGGCAUGCUGCUCAAAAGCGACGGCCGCAAAGUCUCAUCAUGGCUGAAGUGAAUACUGUAGCUGAGACUUCAUACGGGCUGCAAUCUCUGAUUGACAAGCUACCCGGGCUCGCAAAGCCUAUCGACUGGGAUGCUCCAGCUGGUGGCGGAAAAGCGGCGACAGCUGAAUGGAUUGGCUCUGUUGAGUGGCCAUUUCCCCCCACCUCCCUGAGCACCGUCGCUGCAGUUGCCGCUAUUGCCAGUCAUUUGAUUGCUAGAGGCUACUCCUUGAGCUAUGAAGCUCGCGAGAGCGGUGGUGGCGACGGCUGCAGAACGAUCAUCAUGUUCUCCUUCGGUUCGACUGGCCAAGGAGUCCCCGAGGGAUUCGAUGCCUCCAAAGAUUGGGCGAGCGCUGUGGGGACACUUGAUCAGGAAGGCCCGUUCAAUUUAGUCAACAUGGGCUUGCUCAGGCAACACCCCGAAGUCAUUGAGUCUUGCAUGUCAAAGAGACGUUUGUCUCUAGGGGAGUUCAGAGACGCCCUGAAUGCUGAUGUUGAUGCCAGCACAAGUAUUACUCACAGAUAUACUAUGCUGUGA